Molecule: messenger RNA, 885 nt
Organism: Stylonychia lemnae
Lineage: Eukaryota; Ciliophora; Spirotrichea; Sporadotrichida; Oxytrichidae
Source: the annotation of a GenBank genome assembly
AUGGGCACCUUGCUAACAACUCACGUCGCCUAGCCUAAUAAAUACGGACAAAUUGUGGUUGAUAACCAGGGCUUAAUUGCCAAUAUUGUUGAAAAACCAUUGGUUACAGUGAGUAACCUGAUCAAUGCUGGUAUCUAUUUAUUCGACUUGAGAGCAUUGGAUUUAAUUAUUUUGAAUAACAAUCAUCUGGUUGAGGAUCUUUGCUACCCACUUUAAAAAAUAGGUGAACUUUUUGCUUACUCAUUAAGGUCUGACUCCUACUGGAUGGAUAUUGGGAACCCCUCAGAUUAUCUUAAAGCUCAAGAGCUUUACCUGAGUCAUCAAGAUUAAACUAUUUUAAGAAUCGAUAAAUCUUUUAUGAUUUCAUCCGAAGAAUCAGAUGUAGCAAUUUCAUAAGGAUACAAUUUACUGUAAAGUGAUUAGUAUACAGAUCAAAGUGAACCUCUGCUCAACCCAGAGAACCCACCUUUAUGUAUAGAAUCAAAACUAACUCCAUUAAUAGAUCCAUAGAAUGCUAAAAGACAUCCAUCGCUUAUCAUAGAGCCAGUAAUAAUUGAUAAUACUGCUCUUGUACAUCCAACCUCAAUCAUAGGUCCAAAUGUUGUAAUAGGUGCUAGAUGUUACAUCGGUGCAGGCUGUAAGAUUCAAAAUGCAACGAUUAUGUCUGAUACAGUUCUAAAUGGAUACGAUGUUGUUAAAAAUAGCAUAGUUGGUUGGAAAAAUAAUAUUGGCAAAUGGUGCUAAAUUAUCAAUAAUUCAAACACAGGAGUGGAUGUAGAAAUUAAAGAUGAGACUAUUUUAGAUAAAGUAUAGGUAGUUCCACACAUUUAUGUUGAUCAGGCAAAAGUGGAUUUGAGUAAAAAUAUUACAGUGAUUUUGAUUUGA